Papaver somniferum (opium poppy) is the source of this 3972-nucleotide messenger RNA. RefSeq names its product kinesin-like protein KIN-14P. The record is from RefSeq and is a predicted model, not a curated record. Gene Ontology annotation, biological process: microtubule-based movement. The coding region runs from base 418 to 3666 and encodes 1082 amino acids. Lineage: Eukaryota; Viridiplantae; Streptophyta; Magnoliopsida; Ranunculales; Papaveraceae. Gene Ontology annotation, molecular function: microtubule motor activity; microtubule binding; ATP binding. The transcript is spliced from 20 exons.
UAGUGGAACAAAAACCCCUACCCACUUCGCCCCUUUGUUGUUCGUCUCUAUCCACUCCAUUCUCCUUGUCAAUUUUCCCGCGUUGAAUUUGGAAAGACGUGGUCUUCGGUGGGAGAGAAGUAAGAGAGAAAUUCGUUAGUUGCUUGGUUGAGGAUGAUUAAUCUAUUUGAACAUCUCAUUUGGAGAGAUGAAUCGAUCCAAAUUAGUAUUGAUUUCUCAUUUACGUCAAUCCAUCAGACUCGUAAGAAAUCAAAAAGAAAGAAGACAUUGCGUUGGAAUUCAAAGAGGUUUGAUGUCCUGCUCUCCAGGAUACUUGCUUUUGCUGGGAAAAACAUGGGAUGUUCUACUUUAUCGUUCAGGUUUAUAGUUGAGCUUUAAAAACCAGAUGUUGCAGAAUUUGACAUUGCUUCUUGGACAAUGAAUAAAAACACUUUGAAUGAUGGUAAGCAACAAGUUGAUUUGGUGGAAGAUAACUUUGAUAUUACGAGUUCAAAUGUUAAGGUAGAUAGAUUUAGAAAGAACUCAAAACCCUCAGAAAGACGCUUAGAAGGUUCAGGCUCACAAGUGUACCCAUUGUCACGUUUGCCAAGUUUCCCCGUAUCAGCAGGAGAGAGCCGAAAGAGUCCGUUGAACUUGGAACGUGUUAUCUGUAGUCCUGUUAUGCCAGAGCCAUCAGCUUCGUUGAAUCAUCAUGCUGGUCAUAAGUUCCAUGAGGUGUUUCAGCUGAAACAAGGGUGCUAUGCCGAUCUUCCUGCUGCUAGUAUUUCGGAAAUGAUGAAGUCGAGUAGUUUAGAUAAUGCUCCGACUCAGUCACUUCUGAGUGUUGUGAAUGGGAUUCUUGAUGAAAGCAUUGACAGGAAGAAUGGAGAAAUACCUCAUCGUGUAGCAUGCCUGUUGAGAAAGGUGGUGCAAGAGAUCGAGCGUCGGAUAUCUGCCCAAGCAGAACAUAUACGAACUCAAAACAAUACGUAUAAAGCUCGCGAGGAAAAGUAUCAAUCGCGAAUCCGUGUACUUGAAACCCUUGCAACUGGGAGUAGUGACGAGACUCAGGUUGCUCGCUCCCUGCAGAAGGACAAGAAUCAAACAGAAGAAAGAAACAAACUUCAGGAGCAGCUUUUGGAUAGUGUAAUAAAAGAAAAGUUCAGUAAAGAUCUUGAGAUUUCAGCAUUGAAGGACGAACUGGAUGUAAUCAAGAAGAAAUAUGAGCAAUAUUUGGAAGCCCAAGCUAACAAAAAUCAACAUGAUUUAAAGGAAUCAUUAAAGUGCAACAGCGAUCUUGAAAUUUCAGCACUGAAGCAAGAACUAGAGAUAAGCAAGAAAGCUCAACAUGAGUUGGAGGAACAAUUAAAAUCUAGUCAUGAACUUGAAAUUGCAGCAUUGAAGCAAGAGCUUGAAAUAACCAAGAAGAAUAAUGAUCAAUGGUACCUGCAUUUGGAAUCACAUUCUAAGGAAGCUCAACAUAAACUGGAGGAAAGAUUAAAGUCUAAUAGUGAUCUUGAAAUUUCAGCACUGAAGCAAGAGCUGGAACUGACCAAGAAGAAAUAUGAACAACGUUGCCUGCAUAUGGAAGAACAAGCAAAGAAAACUCAAAAUGAGUGGCAGGAAACAUUGAAGGGCAGUAAAGAUCUAGAAGUAUCAAAAUUAAAGCAAGAACUUAAAAUAAACAAGGAAAAGCACGAGCAACGUUGCCAACAUUUGGAAACACUUGCGAAGGAAACUCAAAUUGAGUUAGAGAAACGGUUGAAGGAGCUUCAGUGCCUCUUAGAGGAUUCCAAAAUGAAGGAGAAAAAACUUGAGUCAGCGUCUGCAUUAAAGGCUCGGAUUUGGUAUGAGAAAGAACAUACUUAUCGGAGUUUCACAGAUUCUCUGUUCCAAGCCUUACAGGAUGUACGAUCAGCAUCCCAAGACAUCAAGCAGGAAGUUGUGAAUACACAAAUGUCAUAUACAGAAGAAUUUCACCAAUUGAGGGAAAAAUUCAAAGUACUAGCAGAUGCAGCUGAAAAUUGUAAUAAAGUUAUUGCAGAAAACAUAAAGUUACAUAACGAAAUCCAAGAUUUAAAAGGAAGCAUCAGGGUUUAUUGUCGUAUAAGACCAUCCUCUCCUGGACAGAGUGGAAAGAAGACAUGCAUUGAUUAUAUUGGUGAGAAUGGAGAGAUGUCUAUUGAAAAUCCUAAUAAACUAGGGAAAGAACGCCGCCGCAACUUCAAGUUUAACAAAGUCUUUGGUCCGUCAUCCACUCAAGAGGAGGUGUAUUUGGACACUCAACCUUUAAUACGAUCUGUACUUGAUGGGUACAAUGUCUGCAUCUUCGCAUAUGGUCAAACUGGUUCAGGAAAGACUUAUACAAUGAGUGGCCCCAAUAAUGCAUCUAAAGAUGAAUGGGGGGUCAACUACAGAGCUCUAAAUGACCUCUUCGAUAUCUCUUGGAAAAGGAGAAGCACUUUUUCAUAUGAAAUUUCGGUUCAAAUGGUUGAAAUAUAUAAUGAACAAGUUCGGGAUUUGCUUUCCGAAGGUUCACAUAAAAGACUUGAGAUACGUUCUAGUGUUACUCAACAGAAUGGACUAGCUGUUCCUGGCGCUAGCAUGCAUACAGUCCAAUCAACUGCUGAUGUCUUGGAGUUGAUGCAUAUUGGGUUGAAUAACCGGGCUGUAAGUGCCACUGCAAUGAAUGAAAGAAGUAGUAGAUCCCACAGUAUUGUAACAGUUCAUGUGCAAGCAAAGGACUUGAAGAGUGGUUCUGCUUUUCGGGGUAGUCUUCAUUUGGUAGAUCUUGCUGGGAGUGAAAGAAUUGAUCGGUCUGAGGUAACUGGUGACAGGCUAAAGGAAGCACAACAUAUAAACAAAUCACUUUCUUCGCUUGGAGAUGUCAUUUUUGCAUUGGCACAAAAGAGCCCUCAUGUACCAUAUAGAAAUAGCAAGCUAACUCAAGUUCUUCAGAAUUCUCUAGGUGGCCAGGCAAAGACUCUAAUGUUUGUCCAGCUUAAUCCAAAACCUGAUUCGUAUUCUGAGACUUUGAGUACUUUGAAGUUUGCUGAGAGGGUGUCUGGAGUUGAGCUUGGUGCUGCACAGAGCAACAAAGAGGGCAAGGAUGUUAGGGAAUUAAUGGAACAGGUGGCAUCUCUUAAGGAUACGAUAGCAAAGAAAGAUGAGGAGAUUGAACAUUUACAACUGCUUAAAGAUUUGAGUAAUGCAGUUCCCAGUUCCAAUAGUGAGAGAAAAGCUAGUGCUGGUGGUGGGGUAGCAGUACAACAUGGGAACAGACUGUUAGGUGAGAAAGGCUUGGCACUACCUGAUCGAAGUGAUAAAGCAGCUUAUUCAUCUGACCAGGAGAACAAUGACUUGGACCAUGCUGAUUCUCACCACUCAAUGGAAGCAGAUCAUGCUGAGGAGAAGACAAGUGAUCCAACUGGAAUGGAUGCUGAUGGCUCAACACCCAAGAGCCCUGUCGGUGAUUCGCAAUUACCAGCAGAUAGCAUAGAGAAUCCUGAAGGACCAUCUAGAAUUCGUGUAAAGCAGACACAAACAACAUCACCAAUGGCACGGGCGUCCUCUUCGGCAGCACUGUCUCGGGUAUCAUCACCAAGGGAUUCUCCACUGAAAGUGUCAAAAAGUUCCAGCAAAAUAGUUGCCACAGCUUCUUCAACCAAGAACAAAGGGUGGAAGUAAAGUAAAAGCUUUUUUAUGACUAUUCACCUGAUUUCGCUCAAGCUCAAAUAUUGGUCCAUUAGUUGGUAUUUCUUGUGUGUACAUAGACAUCCCUAGUAAGAAUCAUCCUCGUUUACAACUCCAAGUCCUUCCUGCAACUCUAUGCUAGAGUUAAUGAUGCAUCCCUAAACCGGGGUUCCUUUAAAAAUUAGUUGGGGGCUCAUUAGAACGCAGUUUGGUUUCCAAGCAUUGGGCAGAAGCACUUAUUGUAGACCUUUGAUCGGGUACAUAAUGAAUAAUAUUUGGCGUUUGUUCUAUCCUUGUGAA